GCCCCCUCUCGGCACAGACUUGCAGUUUCGUCUUGCUUGCAACAAAGAGGGAUCUUCAGCUACCGUCCGCAGCGUUACACGGCCCGCGAGCAGCGCAGACAUGGUCAAGCUGGCCUUUAACUCGGCUCUGGCCCAGAAGGAGGCCAAGAAAGAGGAUGAGAACAGCGAGGUGCUCAUCAUCCCCGAGAGCAAGGAACCAGAAGAGUUUGUGCCAGUUGGACAGAGGCGGGCAUGGUGUUGGUGUAUGUGCUUCGGAUUAGCCUUCAUGCUGGCUGGAAUUGUUUUAGGUGGUGCCUAUCUCUAUAAAUAUUUCGUUCAGCAGCUCUAUUCACCGGGCAGCCCAUAUGCACAGCUAUUUAAUGCGGACUACCAAGAUCCAUCCGAGCGUGGGGUUUACUACUGUGGCAUGAGGUAUGAUGAUGAAAUGUCUCUCACUGGGUCAUACGCAGACACCCCUGUCCGCUACCACUCAUUCCAAGAACGUAUCGAGAUCCUCGAGGAGGAGGAAGUAGAGUUGAUCAGUGUGCCCGUCCCUGAAUUUGCCGACAGUGAUCCUGCUGACAUCGUUCAUGACUUUCACAGGAAACUGACUGCUUACCUCGAUCUCAAUCUCAACAAGUGCUAUGUCAUUCCUCUGAACACAUCAAUUGUAAUGCCACCUAAGAACUUCUUGGAGCUGCUUGUCAAUAUAAAGGCUGGAACUUACCUUCCUCAGUCCUAUUUGAUUCAUGAGCAGAUGGUGGUAACUGAUCGGAUUGAAAAUGUCAGUCAUUUGGGAUCCUUUAUAAAUCGUUUGUGCCGUGACAAGGAAACUUUCAAACUGCAGCGUAGAGACACUAUCAGAGGAAUCCAGAAACGAGAAGCUAUGAAUUGCCGCAGCAUCGUUCACUUUGAGAAUAGGUUUGCUGUGAAUACGCUCAUAUGCGAUGAAUAAAAAAAAUCCAAUGUGAA
Molecule: messenger RNA, 951 nt
Organism: Pelobates fuscus (common spadefoot toad)
Lineage: Eukaryota; Metazoa; Chordata; Amphibia; Anura; Pelobatidae
Gene: ITM2B
Product: integral membrane protein 2B
Exons: 7
Coding region: 101-934 (277 amino acids)
Biological process (GO): negative regulation of amyloid precursor protein biosynthetic process
Cellular component (GO): plasma membrane; extracellular exosome; Golgi apparatus
Molecular function (GO): amyloid-beta binding
Source: RefSeq, a predicted model, not a curated record